GUCAUAUUACAACUUAUAACGGGUCUACAUAAGUCUCCGUCGGAUUUAAGGCAAUUCUCGCAAAGAUGAGCGCAGCUUCCACACCCGUCUCCCGGGUACGACCAGGAUGGAUGUCAUCCGAUUUGAAGAAUAAGGGUCUGUCUCCUGCAGGCAGCAGCACUCCACUGCUGUCGGCUUUCCCUGGAAACGAUGAUGAGCAGGAGCGACGUCAGCGUAGGAGGUCAAGAGUCAUUGACCUUCAAGCUGCAAGUGAUUCCUCCUUAAAUGACUCUGCAUCUCACAGCACUGUGGGAACUCCUGCUGCCGUGCCCAAGUUGUCAAAUGCACAGAUCUCAGAGCAUUACUCCACCUGCAUAAAACUCUCCACUGAAAAUAAAAUCACCACCAAAAAUGCAUUUGGUCUGCAUUUGAUUGAUUACAUGGCUGAUAUUCUCAAACAAAAGGAUUCAGAGCUCACCAACUUCAAGGUGGCAGCUGGCACUCUGGAUGCCAGUACGAAAAUCUACGCUGUGAGAGUGGAUGCUGUUCAUGCUGAUGCCUACAGAGUGCUGGGUGGUCUGGGUGCUGAAACCAAACCUGGAGAGGGCCAUGGUGCAACAGAGGAAGAUGGAGAUGAUGCAGGACUUGCAGGAGGUGAAGUCACUGCCAAGCAGCCAAAGAAGAAAAGGCCUCCCAAGAAGACAGUAGAGCAGAACCUGAGCAACAUCAACAGUGCUGAGUCUGAGAGGAGAUGUGAGGUGGACCCCAUGUUUCAGCGCAUGGCCUCAUCCUUUGAUGAGAGCAGCACAGCUGGAGUCUUCCUGUCAGUUCUGUUCAGUGAGAGCAGUCGCUGCGAGCUGCUCUUUCCAUCCCACAUGACCCUCCUGCAGUCCAGACCCGCCUACUCUCCUCCACCUCCACAGGGGGUCCCAGCAUCCCCAUUCAUGGCCGGACUGCAGCGUUCCCAGGAGAAAAGCUCCAUCUGCCCAUCACUGCAAGACUUCUCGUUCACUAGCUGGAAUCCGGAGCAGACCAUGAAUCAGCUCUUAGAGAAGAUGAAGCAGGGCGAGCAUGUGUUUGACGUGAACAAUGAGCCCGAGCCAGAGCCAGAGGAAGAUGACUGCCCUGACUUUGAUGGUGACUAUGAGGAGGGAGAGGGUGACUGUGAGGAUGGAUCAAAGGAACACAAGGAGGGUUUUGAGCCCUCUGGCUCUGGCAAAAGAAGGGAUGUGAUUCCCAUUGGAGAGGGAGACAUCACCACCAUGUGCUUGCAGCUGUCCUCUCAGCCCAGGGAGUAUUCAUACUUCAGCCCCAGGACCAUGGCCACGUGGGCUGGACCUGGCUACUGGCAGUUCAAACCGAAGCACAAGUUGGAUCAUUUGCCUGAAAAGGAGACACGUAAAAGGAAGCCCAAAAAGACCUUUGAAAUAGACUUCAAUGACGAUGUCAACUUUGAUACCUACUUCCGAACAACAAGGGCUGCCACCACUAACACCAAGUCUGCACUUAGUGCCAGAAGUAAAAAAACAACUCUACCAGCAGAUUUCCAGUUUCCUCCAGAGACGCUCUCCCAGCUCAGCCUCAAACCCUCCAGCACAUUAAGUCCAGAAGGACAGAAGAGGCUGUCUGCAGAGCUCGGAGAAGGCAUUGGAGAUUAUGACUACAACAACGCCAAUGACACAGCCAACUUCUGUCCAGGUCUACAGGGAGGUGACAGUGAUGAUGAUGUUGAAGGGUUUGCUGGUUCAGAUGACACACAGCCUUCGAGUGACAGCAUGCCUCCGCCCUCACAAGAUCUCGAGGGCGUGUCCACCUAUGGGGAGGAGGAUCUGGUACCUGAGCCACACAGGGUCAACAAGAUUGAAAUCAACUACGCCAAGACAGCAAAGAAAAUGGACAUGAAGAGACUCAAGAACAGCAUGUGGACUCUUCUGACUGACAGCCCAGAAAAACCCACAGAGGGGGUGGAGACUGUGGAGAAACCUGAAGUGUGUGGAGAGAAAGUGUUCAGUCAGACCACAAAGACGCUGCUUCAAAGAUUACCAAACACAAUGGCUCAGAACCUGUCAGUGGCACUGGCGUUUGUUGCUUUACUUCAUCUUGCCAAUGAAAAGAAUUUGGAGCUGGUGAAGGUUGAUGACAUGUCAGAUAUCAUCAUCAAACAAGGCCACUGAGAGAAUUAUGAAUCACAUCAGGCUUACUGCUACUCUUUUCUUCAAUUCUCUUCUUUUUCAGCUCUUUACUUUGUAUAUUUUUUUUCUUUUUGACGCUGUCCUGUUUCUAUCUCCUGUCUCUACCUGCUUUUAUUCUUUAUAAUAUAGUAUAAUGUUUGUUUCUCCUUUUAGUUUGUGCAGUUGAUGCAUAUCCUGUGUGUAGCUAAUU
This is a messenger RNA of Pelmatolapia mariae (spotted tilapia), 2361 nucleotides long. RefSeq names its product non-SMC condensin I complex, subunit H (gene ncaph). Gene Ontology annotation, biological process: mitotic chromosome condensation. The coding region runs from base 66 to 2153 and encodes 695 amino acids. The record is from RefSeq and is a predicted model, not a curated record. Gene Ontology annotation, molecular function: chromatin binding. The transcript is spliced from 18 exons. Lineage: Eukaryota; Metazoa; Chordata; Actinopteri; Cichliformes; Cichlidae. Gene Ontology annotation, cellular component: condensin complex.